CCCGGCCCCGGCAGCUCCCGCACGCCGCCGCGGGGCCCGCGGCAGCACACGGAGAGGCACGGCCCCCUUCACGCCCUGCCCGAGGAGAUCCGCAAGAUGUCCCGGGACGAGACGGUGUGUAAAUACUGCGGGGUCAGCUACUUGAUCCUCCACGAGUUUAAGGUGAUGGAAGAGAAAGUCAAAGCCAUGGAGAAGGAGGUGAAGUUUUAUGAGGGAAGCGUGGAACGGGAGCAGAGGCUGCAGGCUGAGCUCCAGGCCCUGUACCGAGACCUGGAGCGCUACCGAGCUGCCAGUGAGUCCAAGUCUGAAAGAAUAAAAAACCUGACGAUGGAACUGAAAACCAAGCAAGAGGAGUUUAAAAAUGUGAAAGCUGAUUUGCAGUAUUUCCAGGAGGAGAAGGAGGCUGCCUACAAACAGUCCCAGGUGCUCAGAAGUACCUUGGAACACCACUGCUCAACUCUGAACAAGGCUGUGUCCCUGUUCCCUUUCAUCAGGAGUGAGCUGGACAGCAUUAAAGAGGUCAUCUCCACCAACCUGGAGAACUGGGCUGCCAUGAAAGAGGAAAUUUCUCUGCAGAUAAAAACCGUGAGCAAGGAAGCUCUGACAGAAAUACCCAAAUUGAAUCAAAGACUGGCGAAAUCCCAGAGGGAGAACGAGUGUCUGCAGGAGAAGGUCAAACACCUGACAGGGGUGGCUGACACGGUGGAGCUGAAAACCCAACAGCUCCAAACUUCCCUCCAGCAAGGGAAUGAACUCCAGAGCAGGUGCCGGGAACUGCAGAAGGAGACACUGGAUUUAACAAACCAAGUGGAGAGCACGGGGCUGCAGCUGCAGAAGGUGACGGCCGAGCUGGACCACUACAAGAAGCUGUUAAUGGUGAAAUCAACAGAACUUGAAGUCUGUCAGAAUGAACUGAAGAAGAUGAAAUAUGAAAAUGGGAUUUCUGAGUCCAGGCUUACCAAAGAGCUCAAGGAAAAGGAGGAAUCCCUUCUACUUUGCCAACAGGUCUGCAAACAUUUACAGGAGGAAGUGGCUGAGAAGGAGAGGAAAGAAGAGGACCUGAAGAGAAGAACUGGACGAUCAGAGAGUGAACUGGAGACACUGAAAACUCUGCUGAGCCAGACGGAGGAGGAGGUGGUGAUGCUCAAACAGGAGAGGGAGCUGAUGGUGGUUUCCCACCAGACCAGGACGGAGCAGCUGCAGGAAGCGCUGAGGCAGAAGAUGAGGAGUGAGGAGACCUGGAGGGAGAAGCUGGAAAUGGAUCUGGCCAAGGGAGAGGCUCGGCAGAAAGAGGCAAUUCUGAAAGUCAAGGAGGAGGCCAGGGUGGAGCUGGACCUGGAGAGGCAGAAACAGCAGGAGCUGAUCACAAAGUACCAGCGAGACCACGAGGAGCUGCAGAAGAAGAUACCAGGUUUAAUAUCCAGUGCCACCAAGAGCUUACGGAUGGAGACAGAAAUCCUUGAGAAAAAGCUCCAGGAUGCCCAGAUGAAACUCGCAGAGAAGGAUGGGGACAAGGAGAAGGAAAUCCAGAGCCUUAAAAGACUGAUCAGUGAACUCGAAUUUCAGCUGACGAUGGAAAAGAACAACAAUGAAUCAUUCCUGGAUAAACUGAGGAAAGAAAUGAAACACAAGUCAGAUGAACUGGAAAAAUUAACCCAGGAGAGGACACAGCUGAUUCACAGCUUGAGUCAAGUCCAGGAGGAGAAUUCCCUGCUGCAGGAGACGGUGCGCCGGGAGUGUGAGGAGCGCUGCGGGCUCACGGCCGCGCUCAGCAGGGCCCGCGAGCAGGUGCUGGAGCUGCGGAGGCUCAGCGGGACCUUCCCGGGGCCGCCCUGGCCCCGCUCCCGGGGCAGCCCCGGCGCCGCCAGGGAAUUGCGGCUCUCCCUGGGCACGGCCAGAGCUGCCAAGGGAGCCGCUCCCGGCCGGCACAGCCCGGCAUUGGCAUCGGCAUCGGCGGGGCCCAGCCCGCCCCAUGCCCCCAGGGGAAGGGCAGCCUCGCUCCCCGAGCCCAGGACCAGGAGCAUUCCCGGGAUAACCCGCCGGCCCAGCCAGCUCUGACACCUCCACAGCCUGGGAAACAGCCCAGGCCUUCACAGGACCCUUGGCUUAUGGACACCGGGGGCCAAAUCUCUGCCAGUGCCAUUCAUCCAUUUCUACAACCCGGAAUUCACUUAAAUUUGUAUUUAUUUCUGCUGCAAUAAUGUUUGUUUGUCCUUGGAUUUGUUAAUCGUGUAAUGAAAUGCUGUUUAUGUUUCAAGUGGAGAAGAGGAACAGAAGAGUGUCCCUAAAAGGGACUCAUCUUCAGAGGUGGAAUUAAAACCAUGGAAUCUCAGAAGGGUUGGGUUGGAGGGGACCUUAAAGCUCAUUCAGUUCCAACCCCCUGCCAUGGGCAGGGAAUGAUGGCCAAUCCUCCUAGAAUCCAGGUU
This is a messenger RNA of Empidonax traillii (willow flycatcher), 2426 nucleotides long. It is a transcript of the gene LEKR1, whose product is annotated as leucine, glutamate and lysine rich 1. The record is from RefSeq and is a predicted model, not a curated record. NCBI's taxonomy places the organism in Eukaryota, Metazoa, Chordata, Aves, Passeriformes, Tyrannidae. The transcript has 12 exons. The coding region runs from base 97 to 2058 and encodes 653 amino acids.